GGGUGGCAGAGAAACUGAUAGAGAACUUUCAAAGCUCCUUUUCUCCACCUUCACUCAACUAGCCUCUAUAUUGCAGUCUCAAACUGAAGUCUUAUAAUUUUCUAAAGCUUUAGUUAUCUUCCCAUAUGAAAGAUUGUUUACCUCAUAUUUUUCUGUCUUCUCUGGCGGUACCAUGUAGGUUUCCCUACAUCAACACUUUCAACCCCUCCUUCCACACAGCUGCUCCUUUUCUUCUGCUCUAUCUCAUUUUCUUUCUCUUUAACCUCCCCUUUUUGCCUCUCCCUCUUCUCCUAAUUAAUUUUCGUGUGACUCUGUUCAUCUUUUUUUAUUUUUGCAGGAGACCUGAGAAGAACCCCUUAGACCUCAAUAACUUGCCCGACGACUACACUAGGGAUGGUAAACAGGCCUUUGAAGAAGGCUCCUACUCCGGCUAUAGGAAAAAGAAAAGCGGCGCUAAGGAUGGGAAAGAUGAGUGCGGGAAGGUCUAUGAAUGUAGGUUUUGUUCCCUCAAGUUUUGCAAAUCACAAGCUCUUGGGGGACACAUGAACCGCCACCGACAAGAAAGGGAGACAGAGACACUGAACCGGGCUCGCCAGCUGGUCUUCAAUAGCGAUAACUUGGCCACCCAAGGGCAUCUAGGCUGUCAUCCAAGCUACCAUCCAGGAGGUAACGUUGGUGAUCCAAUACUACCAUUCAGAUCAGUUUACCCACAAAUAUUGUUCUCUGGUUCUUCAUCAACGCUAAUGCCACCACCAUUACAGCCACCGCAAUCAUAUUUACACCCAUCACCGUCACGCCUCAGCUCCUACACUUCUCAAUACCCAACUCACUCUAUCAACGACUACUAUGUAGGACAUGUCCUCGGAAACAGCAGUUCAUCACAAUACCCUCACCAAAACCUAAACUACCUUGGUGCACCAGACUCUAACUACACUUGCAUUGGGGCACCAGUCGGACAAGGUUUCGGGCCUGGUUCGGGUAGGGGAGCGGACUUGGGUGGAUCAGGAGAAGGCGUUGCUGGUGGUAGAGACGUGUCACUAAGCAAUCAGGAACAGAGAUUGAAUUGGGGUAGGAGCUAUGCAGGAGUGACACAGCAGCGUUUGGAUCAUCCUUCAACGAUCAAUCGAUUUCAGGACGGGUUCUAA
Durio zibethinus is the source of this 1145-nucleotide messenger RNA. RefSeq names its product zinc finger protein JAGGED-like. Gene Ontology annotation, molecular function: DNA-binding transcription factor activity. Lineage: Eukaryota; Viridiplantae; Streptophyta; Magnoliopsida; Malvales; Malvaceae. The record is from RefSeq and is a predicted model, not a curated record.